AUGUCCCUCCCUCCUCUCAGGGAGGGCCGGUGCUCAGGGUCCAGCAGGCCCCGUGUGCCCAGGAGAGCGACGAGGCCGACGUGGAGAGCCGCAGAGCUGGGUCCAGUUUUCCGAGCAGCUUGUCCCCCAGGUGCCCUGCAGAGGCUCCGGCUCCUGAACCUCUGCCCCACAGGCUCCUCCCAGUCCAGCUGGAGCCACGAAAAUCCCCUUGGUGACGGGGAGGCGGUGGACAGGUCAGACCCAGGUCCCAGCUCAGAGCAGGAGCAGAGAGCGAGGCUCGGCCUGGAGGGUAGGGGUCCCUGGCUCUUCCCCACCCUGGCCCGAGAACGUCAGAUCCAGGGUCCGGGACCCCCCAAACCUCCUCGGUCUGCUCGGGACCCGCCCACCUGCCCGACCAGCUGCGCAGCGCUCGGCCCGGCGCGCACCGUGGGAACGCCCCAGCUGGGCUGCACGGAGCCGUCAGGACAAGCUGCGCGGUUCCCAGCCUCCCUGCCUGCCCCCGCCGGGGCUCCGCCGUCUCCCAGCCGUCGCCCGGCAACCGCGGCCGAGGGGCCCGACGAGUGGGGCGAGGGGCCGCGGCCGGACUGCGGGGUCCUGAGAAAGGAGGGGUUGGGGACCCGGAUUCCUGGGUCUUAG
Molecule: messenger RNA, 636 nt
Organism: Choloepus didactylus (southern two-toed sloth)
Lineage: Eukaryota; Metazoa; Chordata; Mammalia; Pilosa; Megalonychidae
Product: protein phosphatase 1 regulatory subunit 37-like
Exons: 4
Coding region: 1-636 (211 amino acids)
Source: RefSeq, a predicted model, not a curated record